AUGAAUGAGAAUGUGUACAGUCUGCUUCAAGAACACCGACUGGAUGAAUACUCCAAAAAGUUUCUUGACCUUGGAGUCAAGGAUGCAAAAUAUUUAGUUGAUGGAAUCACCGCUGAACAGUUGAUGAGUAUCGGCUUGUCUUCAGUGGAGAAGAAUCGAUUUAGAAGAAUGCAGGAACACAUAAAAGAACUUGGACCCGUCAGUGAACCUGUCAUGCAUCAAGUAACUCACAAGACGAGCCCAGAGCUCAAAUAUCCAGAGCCCAGAUAUCCAGAGCCCAGAUAUCCAGAGCCCAAAGAGAGCAGUCACCAGGUGGUGAUGAGGGAGGACACGAGACACAAGUUCAUCCUCAGCACCUUCGGAACCACAACCUACUGCUCUGUCUGCAGGGACCACAUCUGGGGUCUCACCAAGCAAGGAUACAAGUGCACAAUGUGCAGUGCGGCUUUCCAUAAGAAGUGUGUUGAUAAGAUCACCGAGAAAUGCACUGAAGCAAACAGAGGCACAGUGAUUGACAAGCCACAUCGUUUUAACCCUCACAACUACAAGGUCCCCACCUACUGUGCCCACUGCGGAGGCCUGUUGGCGGGUUUAUACCAACAGGGAUGCAGGUGUGACUACUGUACAAUGGAUGUUCACGCUGUGUGUCAGAAGAAAGUGGCCAAACCAUGCAUCAAUUAUUGGGGCCUACCACAUGCGUCAAUCAUUAGUGACUAAGCCAUGCAUCAAUUAGACACUCCCAUCAGAGGCUCAGAGGCUCUCCCCAUGCUCACUAGCGCCCCCUCUGGCUGACCCAGGGACUGCAGAUGCACAUUAGCUUCUGUGCUCUAAUCUGCCUCAGUACACUGUGCACUGUCCCUCUCAAAUAAAUAAAUACAUAAAUAAAUACAUAAACAUAUAAACAUAAUAACAUGUAUAAAUGUUACUGAAUGUCCUUCAGUCCUAGACCAGGCAGGCCUGGGCUGUAUUUUAAUUAGAUGUAUCUGAUACACAUAUUAAUUACUUUAGCGUAUUUUGUCAUUUACUUUGCAGGAUUGGAAAAAACACUUUGAUGUAUUUAGAGUAAAUCUGUCAUUUUCUUUCUCAAAUUAGCCAAAAUGUCAUCACUCAGUUUUGAUUCAAAUACCUAUAGACCUUCAUAUAAUAUUGCUUUUACCUUCCUUUUCAAGAAAUGCAUUUGUUUGGCUGGUCUGGCAAGAAUUGUUUUAAUAGCGAACAACGCCGUUUGGCUUUCUCACACGAAACACUGUUCAUUAAUAAAACAAUUUGCGUAAAAUGUUCACGUUUGCGCGUCGUCUGCUAAUAAAAAUCAUUCUUGACAGACCAGUGUGUGGUGAUGAUAUCUAUUUUGAAAAUCAAAAAAUGUGAAAACUGCUUUUGCUUUUAUUUUGCAUCUUGCUUUCCAAAACGUGCCUUUGCGUCAUGGACCUUACGGCAGA
Molecule: messenger RNA, 1439 nt
Organism: Sardina pilchardus (European sardine)
Lineage: Eukaryota; Metazoa; Chordata; Actinopteri; Clupeiformes; Clupeidae
Product: protein kinase C-like 1
Exons: 7
Coding region: 1-717 (238 amino acids)
Source: RefSeq, a predicted model, not a curated record